This is a messenger RNA of Mercurialis annua (annual mercury), 1466 nucleotides long. RefSeq names its product extensin. Bases 444 to 1277 code for a protein of 277 amino acids. The record is from RefSeq and is a predicted model, not a curated record. NCBI's taxonomy places the organism in Eukaryota, Viridiplantae, Streptophyta, Magnoliopsida, Malpighiales, Euphorbiaceae. The transcript has a single exon.
UAAAAAAGACUUAAAUGUCCAAAUUUGCGAUGUGUGAUUAAAAACCACAGUUUGCAAAAUUUUGAGUCAUUUCGCCCCUCUGAAUGCUGUCUCGGGGUUUAAACUGAUCCAAAAUUGACAAGCUGAUGGUUUUCGUUUACGUAAAUCGCGAAUUUGGACAUUAUUGAUCGCGUGUUUUGUCAGGCCAAGAUGCUGAGUCAGGAAUUUGUUCCUUUCUCCAGAAAAAAACAUGAGAAAUUCAAAAUUAACAAGCUUUCCAUGUGAACAAACUCAUAGUUCACUACAGUUUUCAUGGUCAUGGCUCGCAGUAAACGUGGAACCAUGAGCUAGUAUGCUUUUUUUUGCAUGGCUUGGAUCCAGAUGUGCUUAAACCCAGAAAUAACUGGUUAUCUUUUAGUUAUAUUUAUGGUGAUGGAGUGUUCUAUUGUUUAUAAAUUAGUCUUAUGGAAAGAAUUCUCCAGGCAAAAAUGAAGAUGCUUUGUCUGUGUGUUCAUAUGCUAUUAACGGUGGUUGCAGCUGGAGGCAGUGACAGUCUUUCAUUUGCCACUGCCACUAGAGUUUUUCCGAGUCACUGUGGACGACAUCGGUGCUCUCACGGGCAUCGCGGCCGUCGACCACCCUCCCGUGGAUAUCCACCACCGACUUCAGCUCCACCGCCAUAUGGCUAUCCGCCCCCUGCUCAAUAUCCACCGCCGUCGCAAUAUCCGCCACCCAGCCCUAGGUAUCCGCCAACCCCAACGCCACCUUCUCAUCGACCACCACCCGUCCGAACACCACCACCUUCACAUGAAUGUCCACCGCCCACCCAAAAGCCACCUUCUCAUCAUCCACCACCCACUCAAACACCACCACCUUCACAUGAAUGUCUGCCACCCAUACAAAAGCCGCCUUCUCAUUGCCCACCACCUGCUCAAUCGCCUCCUUAUGGAUAUGCACCACCUCCGACUCAAACUCCACUUUCUCAUCAUCCACCACCCACUCAAAUGCCACCUCCUUAUGGAUAUACUCCACCUCCUAUUCAAAGACCACCUUCUCAUGGAUGUACACCCCCACCUUUUCAUUGUCCCCCACCAAAUCAAAGGCCUCCCCCGCAUGGAUACACCCCUCCUCAUCAUCUGCCACCCAUUCAGACGCCUCCUCGCUAUGGAUAUGCUCCGCCGUCACAAGGACAUCCGCCACCAAGACAAAUGCCACCUUCCCAUGGAUAUACACCACCACCGCCUUACAGAUAUUCUCCACCACCACCUUACUUAUAUUCUCCGCCGCCAUAUGUAUAAGGGCACAAGUCCACACCUUCUACAAUGAUUGUGUGGAGUAUGAUAAAUGAGUAAAACUAUUUUCUCAUCAGCAGUGAAGUGUCAUUUAUAUACGAUGCAUGUGUACUUAUGUUGUUUAUUAGUAUAUGUCAAGUGUUAUAUAUCAACAACACUCUAAUGAUUAAUAAAAUGUUGCAAAAGUAAUAUUAU